AUGGCACAGCAAACCAAUCGAGUAUUAGUUUUACCAAAUGUUGGAGAUGCAAGACUUUGUUCAUGCAAGUCUUUUACGUUUGAUUAUUACUAUUCUGUCGAAUCAAUGCGGCAAUCUGCUCCGAACACUACAUUCAUCACGCAAGAUUAUUUUUUGCAGUGGAACCAAGAGAUGAAGGCAAUCAAGGCUAAAAAGUUUACAACAAAAAUUGUCGAAUUAGGCAGGGCGGUGGACAAAGAGUAUAUUGGAUCCAACCAACUCGAUCUUAAGCGAUAUAGAAAGAAGGGAUGUUUGUUACCAUUCGAUCACCUAGAAUAUGAGACCAACGCAACACUCGACUUGCAUAUUACAAGGAAAACCGGGGACCAAUUUGUCAUCGAUGCUCUUCAAUCCGUUCAAUCAGACGUCAUCCUCAUGAACUAUACCGCAUACGAGUUCAAUUAUUCACGCCUGAAAUAUCAACCUGCUUCGCUUACGUAUGCCGAAUACUUGAUCAAGCAUGCAAAAGCAGCCGCAAAUUUGCUUUAUCCUUACAUUGCAGUCCAUUGGCGGAUGGAGACGGCGGAUCCAGACAAGCUGCUUAAAUGUAGUCAGAAUCUUGUAGACUAUAUUGAUCAUAUAAAGAACAAGACGGGUAUUACUAACGUUUACGUCGCUACCGACUAUCCGAUUGACGGCGGUCCCAUUCAUUCGGGAACUUUUCAUAAACUUACCAAAGGUCAUCAUAGAGCUGCAAACGAACUUAAAAGCCAUCUCAACUUUUAUACUUUAGAGCGUAUUCAUUCUUCACUUCCUUUACUUGACAACACAAAAUUUUUAUCAAACAUUGAUAUUAAUCAUAAAGAUUCAGGAAUACCAGCAAUUUUGGAUAAGUUAAUACUGACAUAUUCUAAUUGGUUUGUAAGUGCUCCACCCACUUGUUGUAGAAUAAGUAGUUCGUAUACGGCACAGGUGUUACAAGGAAGAACUACAAUUAUAAAACAGCAAAAUAAGACUUUUGAAGAAAACACUGUAAGAGACAACUUAUUAAAUGUGGGGGAUAGUGGGAACAACCAACAUGGCCAUGAAAAACAUUAUUGA
Paraglomus occultum is the source of this 1080-nucleotide messenger RNA. NCBI's taxonomy places the organism in Eukaryota, Fungi, Glomeromycota, Glomeromycetes, Paraglomerales, Paraglomeraceae. The record is from the annotation of a GenBank genome assembly.